Molecule: messenger RNA, 3448 nt
Organism: Penaeus vannamei (Pacific white shrimp)
Lineage: Eukaryota; Metazoa; Arthropoda; Malacostraca; Decapoda; Penaeidae
Source: RefSeq, a predicted model, not a curated record
ACCUAUUUUUUUUUUUUUUUUUUUUUUUUGGAUGUAGCGUUGUAAUGAUUGACAAAUGUGACAUAUGCAAUUUCGAUUUUAUGCGUCAUUAUACAAUAGGUUAAAGGUGUCCAACUCUCUCGGUAUGAUUUUUGGUUAACUUCUAAGAAAAGUAAUUGAAAACAGUUUUGGAGUGGAUUUCUUUUGAUUGAUCAACUAUCAUCAUGAAGAAUUGUGAAAGCUUUGAUGAGGAAGACAUCCACUUUGGGCGCUUCUACAAGGCGUCAACACAGACAUGCAAGCGCGCAGUGAAAGAAGUAUUUUUGGUAGUUUUCUACAGAGUAUAUGUCAGACCCCUUGAAUCGUGGCCAACAAACCUUACCCAAUAUUGUACGCAAGUUCUGGGUUGGUCGAAUCGGAAGCUUCGGGAGAGCUUCAAUGCAAAUGAGAGGGCCAAACUUGACGAGGAGGUGACUUCAGCUGACUAUGAUAUCUCUCUUUUGACCAAGAUGUUCAACAAGUUUUAUGAACACAUCCCAUUUCCCGAGUCCCUUACACGAGCAAUACGAGAUAUAAAGAAUGUCAGGAAUAGGGUUUGUCACGAGCAGUUUUCUGUUGACGAAACGGACCUUCGAGAAAACAUGGAAGACCUACAGGAAAUGCUACGGACUCUCUUUGACGAAACUUCAAGCUUUUUCGAAACAGAUCUUGAUAAUUUGAAACAAUUUUACACUGAUGAAGUGGAUGAGAUCAGGUCAGCCCCUAUUACAGGGCAGGGCAUGACUUACUUUGACAAUAUGGAGAAGUUUCGGGAAGAUCUUGUGGGUAAAUUCAUAACAUACGGAAGGAAAGAACUUAUAUCCUUUUAUGGUAAGUUGAAGAUCCUUAACCCUUUCACCUGGUUAAGUGAUGAGAAGUUCCCGGAGCUCGUGGUGGACAAGAUCUUCACUCCUCUCUAUAUCAGAGAACAGGAAAGAGCUAUCGAUGUGGCAACGUUAUUUAUCACAGAACUCUACAGUGAGGAGAGGCAGACUGAGUUGGGGAUUCUACCAGCUGUACUCGCUUUGUCAGGCAUCGCUGGUUGUGGAAAGACUUCUUUAAGCCGAUAUAUUCUUCAUGUUUGGCGAACAAGAAACGGAAUGAUUCAAGGCUUGAGAGCAGUAGAUAUUCUGAUAUUUGUGGAAGCUAGAAGUGUCACAGAGAGUUCACUAACUGCAUAUUUGCAGAAAUCAUUAUUGCGAGAAACGUGCAGUUACUUUGAUGAGAAGGAAAUUGUACUGACACUUCAGAAGAUAAAUGUCCUGUUUGUAAUUGACGGGAUGGACGAGGUGACUGAAAGUGGAAAGAUUUUGGUUGAGGAAAUAUUUUCAACGCUUGGGAAUGCUCGAGUAAUUAUCACAUCCCGGCCUGAAUUCGUUUAUAUGAUUACUCAGAAUGCUUUAAAGUAUCAUCAUAGAUUUUUAAAACUCAGAAUUCAAGGAUUUACCAAAGAGGGCAUUAUGAGUUUUACGUCAAAGAUUCUGAAGUCUUGUGAACCAAAUGAGAAAAAGUGUCGCCAAAUUGAGAUGGAGUUCAGAACUUUCUUGAGGACAACAGGAAGUGCUUUAGGCGAACACUUAAAGCUGCCUCUUACAGCAGCAUUAUUGAUUAUGCUGUGGAAAGACGACAAGUCUCGCAUCUCAAACAUCACUUCAUCAACAUCUUUGUAUUGCGAGUUAUUCAGAAUAUGUACCAUGAAGUUGAUCGCAAGGCUCCAGACGUCGACGGCCUCCCACCACAUAGAGUUAGAAGGUGUUAUUAAUGUGUGGCUGAUGGCCCUUGCAGAAGAGGCCUAUGAAAUGCUGAAUGCAGGAAGAUUUACUAUUGACAGUUCAAAACAACUUCAAUUAACUUCCCUAUGCAAAAAACAUGGUAUUGAUUGCAUUCAAACCCUUUCUGCUUUCCUUAUUUGUGAUGUUCAAGAAAGAUUAGGUGGCACUAAGUACACCUUUUCAUUUUUACAUAAGAGUCAGAUGGAAUAUUUAGCAUCACUUUACAUAACGGAAAAGUUAUUGGAAGUGAACAAACCGAAGUCAAAAUCUUUCGACAGAAUGUUAAAAAGGUUUGUGAAGAUCCUCCGAAAGCAUGAAGAAGAAGAGGAAGAAGAUUAUCUUUUGACAACAUUACGUGACCGUCGGUGGUGGAACACUGUGCUUUUCACUCUAGGUCACUUGAGUCAGAAUAAGAAGGUAUCAGAAAUGCUGCUGGAGGACCUGGUAGAAAUCCUGCUCGAUCACAGUGUUCAUGACAUUUCUUUACUGUGGCGUAUUAUCCAGGAGUCAGGAUGCCACCCCUUGGUGUGCGAUCUGGUCAAUGCUACGAUAGUUAAGGAUUUUGUAUGGAAAGCCGAUUGUGAAAACCUGUGCAAUCCUAUGGAUCCAAAUGUAUUGCUAAUGCAGAAGACCAGAUUCAGUCCAAAUGGUGUGUUAAUAAGGAUUGUUAAUAAAACCAAACACGGAACAGUUGCUCUAGAUGGCGAGGAAUUCGGCGAAAGAGAAAACGUCAAUCUGUUCCCCAUUUUGCGGUGCUUGUCUGAGCGGCCACAGACAAACGUUUGCCUGAGGAUGGAUCAGCACUACUACGAGUGGGGGAACUCGGAAUCCAGUGACGACAUCGUGACCGCUCUUCUGCCGGGAGGGAAUCUAACGGCUUUCAUGGGCCACCUCGGGCAGGAGGGAGCCAGAGCCUUCUCGGCCGUACACAAGCUCGGCGAAACCUGCAUCCGCGUCACGGACCUCCCGACGCUCCAGACGCUGGAAAACUCCCUCUCAUCAGGACGCAAGAAGAAGAGCGUAGACAUGCUCACGCUGCGAGUGGACAUGCCCUGGACAGCGGUGGCAGAGCCCAUUCCGAGGAUCAGCACUCCUUCUAACAUGGCCUUGACGCUGAAAGAUGUGAGUGAUGUGACGGAGGAAUGUGCUGCCAAUGUGAUUAUCAAGAUGAGAGAUUCGUAUGAAAUGGUGGACCUAGUAGCCUCAAGCUUGACUCCCGCGGGAGGUAUCAGGUUUCUGAAAAGACUAGAAGCAAACGGAAUUGAAAUCUUAGACCAAAUCACUAUACGUUCCUGCAAUGCCAUAGAAAAUGAGGACUACGAAUAUUUACAAAAGAAUAUCAGGUAUUUUGUAGAUUGGUUAUGGUAAUAUUCAUUAAAUAUAUAUAUAAGUAUAUUUGCAACCUGUUACAUGUACCUGAGAACUCAUAUUAUGCUUUGUUAAACUCUAUCCAACAUGGUUACGCAGACACGCGCGCGCGCGCACUUAACCAUAUAUAUACAUAUAUACAUACAACACGUAUGCAUUAGGUAUGAACAAACUGUUUUAUGUAUCUGCAUCCAUGUGUAAAUAUUUGUCUAUUUUUUUAAAAUCUUUUCUCUAUUUUGUUGAAUGUUUCAAAGACUGGCAAAUUCAUCGUAAUGAAUGUAAAGCUAUGA